This is a messenger RNA of Linum trigynum, 10620 nucleotides long. The record is from the annotation of a GenBank genome assembly. Lineage: Eukaryota; Viridiplantae; Streptophyta; Magnoliopsida; Malpighiales; Linaceae.
AAACUCACCGGCCAACAGGCCGGGUAAAAAGCUAGUUACUAUAUAUAAACAUCAAGCACGGUUACUGUUGCCUAAAAGUGCCUGUUAAUUCUGGCAAAACCUUGGUUAAUUGGGCUUAAAAUAUGGACUUUGAUGUCCUAAUGGGUUGGGCUAAAAAACCGAGCUUUGCUUAUUCUACAGGUUGGACUUAACCCUCCAACUUAUAAAUACAUAGUAGGAUUAACUAUUAAGAUAUGAAAUUUUGCUCGGCUAUCUUUUAACGGAGAGGAAAUUUUGAUGGAGUAUCUUUUAGUUUUCCUCUUAUUUUUCGUAUUUUUCUUUUUCUAUAUCAAAAUUUAUUUUGUAUUUAUGGCGUCUAUUUAGUUGCGCACUUUGAAUAUUAAAAAUAAUAAAUAAUGUUGCCUCUAAUUAGAGGUGGCAAAUGGAUUGAAUCUAUAGAUGGGUUGAUCCAUAGAUCAUAUGGAUUUUGAUCAAAUGGAUUAGUGGAUUAAUGGAUUUGAUUAUAUCCGACAUCUAAAUAAUAGAACUAUUAUAGAACUUUUAAAAAGUUUAGAUACUAAAAUGUCAUAAUAAAAAAUUUAAGCUAUCAAAAUAUAAUUUUUCAAUGAUGUUUUACGUAAAAAAAUUAAAACUUAGAUAUCAAAAUUUAAAUUUAAAAAAUAUAAUUACCAAAUAUCCAUGAAUCUACCAAUCCAAUUGGAUUUAAAUGGAUUCGUUUCGUUGGAUAUUUAAGUGGAUGAAUUCUAUUGGAUUGAAAAUGUUCACCUCUACCUCUAAUGGUAGAUCGUUACAAUCGAAAUAUAAUUGAAUUCAUGGUUAAUUAAUUUUUUCUUAAUUCCUAUAUAUAUUUUAUCGAGAAAUUCAUAAUUAAUGGAGGAAAAUAGUUCAUCUCAAUCCCGCAGUGGAGCGAGGGCGAGCAUAUCUAGUAUAACGUUAAAUCAUCAAAAAAAGAAUCGAUAGCAUACAAAAAUAACAGUAGCAAAUCUGCAUAGCAGAGCACCUAGAUUGUAGCCAAACUGCAGAAGCACACCAUCGAGGAAAUCUCUUAAUCCAAUUACUUCAUGAAUCAUGACUACCACAUCACAAUCUUAACUGAUCAUUUAAAUUGAAAUCCUACUUGUCCAAUUCCACAUGCUAUUUUCUACAAGGUGUACAUGGAUUCUUUCACAAAGUGUGAAGAUAUUUUGAAUGUUUUCCCAACAUAUUCCACAUCUAGUAUCAAAAGUACCACUGGCCUCAAUGCAGUUCAAAACACGAUUCAAUCUAAAAGUGAAAAAGGGGUAAAAUCGUAAAACGUAUUAUCAAAGCGUAAAAGCGUAAGUUUUUGACGCAUAUGGUAAUUAAAAUAUCUAAAAAAUCUAUUAAAUACGACAUAUACUAUGCAAAAUAUGAGUGCACAUAAUUUAGAUGAGUUAAUAAAUACCUGCACUUCAUUUCUAAAGUAGAGCAACUCAUAGUACCUUAACAAUAAAUUCAUAAAAUAGUUCUUAACAAUAAGCCCCCUUCUCAUCUAUGCUAAUGAAUUUGGAAAAGGUCUAACUAGUGAAUUAGAUUACUCUCUAUUGAAGAGGAGAAUGCAUCCAAGUAUUUGGUAUGCAUAUAUAAAUCUCAAAUGUACCAUAUCGUUGGUGAUUUACCUUUCAAAUAUAUUUUUUAUAAUUAAUUUCAUGAAUAGAAUACCCAUUUAGUGAAAUAGAAGCGUAAAAGAGUAAAGCGUUUUGGUGAACUAGAAGCGUAAAAGCGUAAGCUUUUAACCUUUAAAUGCAAUUUAGGGGUCGUUUGGAAGUUGCGAUUGUUUUGUUGAGAUUGUCAUUAUGCAUGUAUGGUUUACAAUGCAUCGUUUUUUUAUUUUUUUUAGCAGAAACAAUACAUGGAUUGUUUCUGUGAUGUGACAGAAACUAUCAAUCAUUUUGAGUGAUUGUUAUAUCUCAACUUUUAGUUGUGAUUGUUGAGAUAGUUGAGUUGAGAUUGUUUUGUCUCAGCUUUUAGCUGAUGCGACAUACACAAUCACACAUACCAAACGUUGUAUUCUACAAUGCAUCAAAUUCGACAAUACAUGUAUAAUAUUAUACAUGCAUUCUCAACAAUACAUCUACUUAACAAUCGCAACUUCCAAUCGCAACAAUACAUCUAUUUAGUCCGAUUUUAUACACUAACGAUUUUGUAUGGCAACGAAAUCAUUUUUGGUGAGCUAGAAGCGUAAAAGCGUAAGCUUUUAGGUUUUAAAGAGCAAUUUAGUCCGAUUUUAUACACUAACAAUUUUGCAUGGAAACGAAAGCAUUUUGGUGAUCCAGAAGCGUAAUAUCAUAAGUUGUAAAACGCGAUUUUAACUGCAUUGAUUGCCUCACAAAUAAACCCUAAACAAAUGAGAACCAGUGAUUAGGUCAAUUCCCAAAAAUUUAUUCCUUUCCAAAAAGUUAUCCCUAAAGUUGACUAAUGAAACCAACACUCAAAUAAAUCCAGAAAGAGUUCCAUACACAUAAAUAUAGGAUUCAGGGCGCUACGAUUCCAAAAUUUCAACAGUGAAAUGUCAUAUUAAUAAUUGAAAUCCAAAAGUUUGACAAACUUACCCAUCGAUUAUCUAUUACAGCCCAAAUAUCGAUACCUUUUCGUUAUCUGAAGAGCAGCACCCAGCGCUAGCAGAGAUCUUAUCUUCAAUUGAGUUCACAACUGACGAAUCCUUCAAACAAACUGAGAAUCCUCUAUCCCUCCUGCUCUAUCCGCGAGAAACAUGACUAGCGUCACCGCCGUUGUCGAUGUUGGCGCCAUCGACGUUGGCGUCAAUGCUAGGGAUUGAGAGAGAACUCAAACCCUUGUGGUUUAAGAGAAAAUAACCCAUUAGAAAGAAACGCUUAAGGGUUGUCUGGAUUAGGAAAUGUGGGAAGGAUUUUCCCACAAUCCCUAGCCAUAAGGGAUUUGGUCACAAUUCUUUGUUUGGAUAGACAAAUAAAAAUGAGAGAUUAGAGAGAUUAGGGAUUUCGAAAAUCCUGUUAUUAGUAAAUUUAAAAUAACUGAUGGACCUCAGGUUUUUUAAAAUCUUUGCUCAUUUUUCCCUAACCUUCCCAAUAUAUCCUUCCUUAUUUUUUGUUAUUCCUUUCUUGACCUCCUCCUUUAUUGAUUGACGACCCACCAGCCACCACUUCCCAUCUCUCUUUUCCAUCUGCAUCUCUUUCUUUCCUCCCGAUACGAUAACUGCAAGCAAAUAAAAAAACCUAGCAACGUCGGCGAUUGCAGCAGAGAUAAACCUCGCGACGUCGGCGACAACAGCAGAAUUUUACCAGCUCCGAUCUACAGUGACGUCGGCGUUCUACUUGAAGUGCGUCCGAUCUCCAUCUUCGAUCUCACCAGCUUCGCGUGGGAUGUGUGCUUCGCGCGCGCAAGGAUAACAUGGUGGUGAAAUUCAGGGCUCGGCUUCCACGUUCGUCCUCCCUUCAUCCUUUCCCUCCCUAUGCUUGGACCGUUCUGGGUCGGGGGCCCUGUAUUCUGGGUUUAUGUGAAUUAAGAGUUUGGGUUGAGGUGCGAAUGAUCUUCUUCCUCAUUUUGUUUGAAUAUAAGAAACUAGGGUUCUGUGUUGGUGUGAACUGAUGAAUCUUCUUCCUCAUUCUGUUUGAUUAAAGGAAACUAGGGGUCUUGGUUUGGGUACGAUUUGAUUCGUUUUCUUCCACAUUUAAAUUAGUGUGUUUGGCCUGGCUGGGUGUCUUUCCCUCUUUCAAUGCCUUCCUUAUGUCUGCAUCCUUCCAAACUGCAUACUUCUGCUUUUGUUCAAGCUGCAAGAUCCAGCAGACGUUUCCUGUAAUUGUAAAUAAAUUAAUAGACCUGUCAUAAGGAUGGUAGGCAACACAGAAUUUCAAAAACUCACUUCAACUUGUAGAGGCCCAAACUGAUUAAUAAUCUCAAAGAAAAUGCUCUCUGAUUAUUUAACUAGUAUGAAAUUAGUGUGUUUGGGCAGUCUAGUUUGUCUGGGUAGGCUAGUUUGUUUUGGGUACAGAGCUUGCUUCAAUGAUGCCAUCUUUCUUCCACCACCAUGUUUUGGAGUUAUAUAUACAAAGUGAAAUGCAUUCAGUCUGCAGCAGAGAGAGCUCUCUCUCACUCUAACUCUCCAUUUCUGAGCUUAAAAUAAGCAAAACCCUCCUUAAACCCCUACAACCUAAUAGCCCUGCAAAUUCCCAGAAAUGGUGUGUGGUCUUCAGUAGUUGCAUUUCAACGUACUACAUUCUCAAUAAUAAGUAUCACUUGAUGUUGUCUUACUGAGUUGAGUGAAUGGAUGGUUUGUGUACUGAUUUGAGUGAAUGUUAUGAUUUGAUAUGAAUGGGUGGUGUGGUGUACUGGAUGGUUUUUUAAAUUUGGAAUUCAGGAAUUUCUUUAUGUUGAAUUGAUCGUUUGAUGUACUUAUUUAACUCGUUUGAAAUUUUAAUUUCAAAAGGAUGUCACGGCUGUCAAGGAUGUCUUCAAUGGAAAGACGCAAGCUGAUUGCGGCAAUUAGUGCAUUUUGGAAUCUCAUUGUAAUAUAUGUCGAGUUAGGGAUGGAAGUAAUGAAAUUAACAAAGCUAUUGCUUGUAAAUCCUAGACUUGGUAGACAACCCUUAGAUGGUUACGCAAUAAGACACUAUGAUUGACAACGAGUCAUUUACAAAUGUACCAAAAUGAGUGAUACCGAAAGCCAUAGGAAGAUCAGGAUGAACCGUACAUUAUUCACAAAGUUGUGUGACCUUCUAGCUGCUGAAGGUGGUUUGAAAAGAACAAGAAACAUAGAAAUAGAUGAGAUGGUUCUCACGUUCCUCUUAACUAUUUCACAUAGUGACAAAAAUAGGAGUUUCGAAGUAGAUUUGUGUUGUUCCACAGAAACCAUUUAUCGGACCUUUCACCGGGUGUUGCGGUCAAUCCUUAGACUCAACAAGCUUCUAAUGAAGAAGGCUGAACCAAUUCCAGCUGAUUGCAGUAAUAAAAGAUGGAAGUAUUUUAAGGUUUGCCAACUAAAAACUGUUCUUAUAAUCUUUCUUAUGGAGCAGCUUGUCAAAAUGUGUUGUGUAACAUUUUUUUCUUCUUCUUCAUUGAUAUAGAACUGUUUGGGAGCUCUUGAUGGGACCCAUAUAAAUGUUGGACCACUAAAGGAAGAACGAACUAGGUAUCGAGAUAGGUUAGGCCAUCUUACAAUGAAUUGUUUGGGAGUUUGUACUCCCAACUUAGAAUUCAUCUACUGUCUGUCUUGCUGGAUGGGAAGGGUCUGCCUAUGAUUCAAGGGUCUUGAAUGAUGCCUUGAACAGGCCAAAUGGCCUUGUUGUGCCAGAAGGUAAUUGUAUUACAAUCAAUAAAACUAAUUAGUAUAUGCGUCAAACUUGAUUCAAGGGUUUAGGAAAUCUAAUUCAGAAUAUUUUUUUUGGUUUAGGGUGUUAUUAUCUUUGUGAUUCUGGCUAUGCUAAUAGCCCCGGAUUUUUGACCCCCGCUUCGGGGUCCAAGAUACCAUAUUGAUGAAACAAGGGGACAUCUGCCGCAAACAGCCGAAGCAUACUAUAAUUAGAGACAUGCUCAAGCUAGAAACGUAAUAGAAAGAAUCUUUGGAGUGUUAAAAAUUAGAUGGGCAAUCCUUAGGGAGUCAACUUAGUUUUCUGUACCUGUUGUAGCUCGAAUUGUGCUAGCUUGUUGCAUUCUGCACAAUUUUAUAAAGAAAGAACAUGGUGUCGAUAUAUAUGAAAGAACAUUUCGAGACCAAGACAUACAACAACAUGGAUCGAAUGAAGUUGAUAUGGUCGGAAUAUCCAGCACUCAACCAACUGAAGCGUGGAAUCAGUUUAGGACUGAUUUAGUCUCGGAGAUGUGGCAAACUCGACCUGCUAGAUUUCGAGCUUCUUCUUGAGUUUGAUUCGUUGUUGUUUGGUUGUAUGGCUGUUUUCAUUUAAUGUUGAGGACCUGUUCAGUUGUAAUGGUUAAGACAUGUUCAAUUGUAAUUCAGGGUAUUUAUUUUGACAAGUAGGCAGAAUUAAUGUUAAGACCUGUUCAGUUGUUCUUACUGACGUGUCUUUGUUCCAUGUCUUUAUAAUCAAUCAUGUUGUUGCUGCUGAAAUACAUGCUGCUUGUUCUUGUUCUUGCUACUGAAAUAUAUGAUGAAAUACAUGUUGCUUAUUCUUACAACAGUUACAACUAGUCACAAUCAUGUUUAGUCUCGAUCAAAUAAGGAGUGUGAUGUGUCAACUUUAUGUGCUGAAUACUUAUGUUAGGACUAGUUUAGAAAUCGGAAGCUCUCUGUUUCUUUCUUUCCUUCCUUGUAGGCUGCUGCUGGAAGAAUAAUCUACUUACAUUCUAGGAUUGAACUCAACAAACAAUGGUAAUCGGUCACUAUGAUUAGGAGGUCUUCUUGCAUUUUAGGGUACCUGGAUUUAGACCUGCUGGCUGUAGCACCAACACAGUUAGGGUACCUGAAGUGAGAUAGACAAAGUGGUCAAUUACUAGGGGAUCACUAUUUUAUUUCUAUGAGUAGAAUGGGUAAGUUUCUAUAUAAUGUAUAUGACUGUUAGGCAAUUGGGCUCAGGAAUGCAGCUGAUUUCAGCAUGUCCACAAGCAACCCUUCUGAGAAUGAUCCCAAUGCUAUCAAAGUGCCCUGCCAUCAUCAUCAAUACAUAAGAAAAAAAAUAUUCCAGACUUGAUUUUGAGCAGUCUUCUCAUUAGUUCUGCACUCUUUUGUAUUCUUCUGUUUUGUAGCAUGGGAAAGAGAAAACAAUGUGAUGAGGAUAUGGAUGGUGCUUGCUCUAAGACAUAUACGUAAUGGAAAGAGGAACUAGACAAGCCAUUUGUUGACUGUAUUCUGGAGCUAGUACAGAAGGGGCAGAUCAUUGACGGCAACUGCAAGAAUGGGGCUUAUAAGCAGUUAAAGAAGCUGUUGCAGGAAAGAGUGCCGGGAUGUAGGGUCAAGGCAUAUCCUAACAUUGAAGGAAGGUUCAAAAAAAUGAAGAAGAGAUGGCAUGAAAUAACAUUUAUGAGAAAACAAAGUGGUUGGGGAUGGGACGAGGUCAAUAAAUGCAUUGUAUGUCCCGAGGGAUCUUGGGAUGAGUUUGAGAAGGUAAAUUACAGCAUGAUCUUUAUUUUUCUGUCCUAUAAACUUCUCCUUUUCUAAUAUAAGCUGCCAUUUUCUUUCUAUGUAUAUUGUUGUCUUGCAGAAGCACACAAGCUGCAGAGGGUUGAACAAGAAAAGAUUUCUCGUCUACGAUGACUUAGCACCGAUUUUUUGCAAAGCGCGUGCAAGUGGUGAGCAUGGGGUCGACACCAAUGUUGUUGACGCUAUCGAUUUAGAGGAUGACGAAACUGCACCUGUCUGAAAUGAAGAAAUGGAUGAUGUGUUGAUGGAGGAAAUACAAGCAGAAAUGGCAGCACAGAAUAAUCAAUCUGCCAGUGUUACUGCUUCAACCAAUGGUGCUCUAAUUAAGAAGAGAAAGAAAAGUAAGACAAUCGAUGAGCACCUCGCCAACUCUACUGAGGAAAUGAGAGAACUUCAACCACUAAUUAAGUAAUCAGUUGACACUAUUGUAAGAGCACUCGGGGAGAGCGAUGAUCUCAUUAGCAAGAGAUUGAAUCUGCUGAGGAAGCUGGAAGAACUUGGAGGCCUCACAACAACUGAUGUCAUCACUGCAUUGCGGAAGCUCUCUAACAAUGAUAGGGACCUGGUGACAUUCUAUUCGUUGGAGACGGAUGAAUAUAAGAUGGCUUUUGUUAGAGGAUUGCUUGGAUAAAGGCGAAUGAUGGAAUUUUUCUAUAUUAAUGUGCUUAUGAAUCAAACUUUGAAGGUUGGUCUUCAUGGUUGUAAUCCCAGCUUGUGUGUUGAGCUUUUUUGGGAUAUACAGUAUGUUUCAUGUUUUGUUGAAAGAUGGCGUUUGGUAGGGAAGUCAAAGUGCAUUUGCAAGACUUGUUAUUGUGGGUUUGAUUACUUUGUUGAUGUUGUGGAAAAUUCUAUAUGCAGCAGCCAAACAAUAUGCAAAUGUCAUUGUGGAAUCCAGAAUUUUCAUUCUUCAAAUUGUGUAUAUGAUUCCUGUGUACAUAAUCGUUAUUGGUUAUGUUGUCUUGUUUCUGGAGACAGGUAUGGUUCUACUAAGAACAAAGCAGCAAGAUGCUUAACAUACAGAAACCAUCUAACCUGCAUCAUAGACUCUUAACAUACAGAAGCUUGACAUACAACAAGAAACAAGAAGCAAUCAAGUCCUUCUUUUCGAUUUCGACCCCUCCAUGUUGGGUCUAUGUUGGGUCUAUUCUAGGAGCCAGGAGUGCAGAGUUUAGGAAACUUUUCAGCCUUUGUAACUUAUUGAGGAAUCAGAACAAUGAUGAUUAGAAGCUGUAAGAAGAUGCUACAUCACUCCUCCUACAUUUCCUCUCGACGGACUAUGACGAUUACAACAAGCUUUUCUACAGAGGCAAGACUCAGUAACUCCUGAAGAAUGUGGUCCUGUGAUCAGAACAAUACUUUCUCCCUUACUUCUUCUUAUUGCCCUGUUUUAGGAUGGAACUAGACAAAUUGUUCCCUGAUGACAAAACCCACGACUCAAUUUGGGGAGGUCUUCAACAGCCAAGAACGGAGAGGAGGGAAUAGAGAAGCUCUCAGCAACUACACUCCCCCUUCUCCUCCACGAUCUUCGCUGGGAUCCUCAUUUCCGCCUCCUCCGAGAUUCAAGAAACCCGCUGCUUCUGCGCAACCCAAUAAUCAUCCACUCUGGUCACACUCGGAGCCUGCUCCAAAUCUUCCCGGACAUCGUUGGCCCCGGUGAUGGCGAUGGCGAAUGGGACUGUGAGUCUGAUCCCCGGCGGGACCGUCUCCGGCAACAUCCUCUAUCGCCGCGUUCGAGUACAUCCAUUCCCUGGUCGCAUCCAUCACUGAAGAGAGGGAUUAAAAGUGUCUGCAAAGAAGAGAGUGAACAGGGCAAAAUAGUAAUUUUAGGUUUGUCAUUAAAAUCGAAAUUGCUCAUUAAAAAAUUUUGGAUCCUUCAUCAAACAAGUGAUUUGAUUCAAUUUCCUUGUUUAAAUUACCUGGAUUUUUAAGUGCUGAAUUUGGAUACAAAUUCCACAUAAAUCCCUCAAAUCAAAAUGCUUAAUCCAAACGACCGCUAAAGGAUACCCAAUUUUACUUGAGGAAAUUUCCGAAAAGUAAAGCCCGCCAAGUUUAGCCGCUCUUUUCUUAUCAAUUUUUGGCUUUCAUAUUUUCCCACCAAUACCGAGGGGCUAGUUUGGCCGUUACUUGUUGGAAGUAAAUAACGAGGGGAUUAGAGGGAAUUAACGAAGACAUAAUAGGGUUAAUUGCAUCAAGUGCCACAUAACUCUUGCAAUUGUUGCACGUUAACCACUUAACGUAUUCUCGUUGCAACUAAAACCUGUAAGUCGUAUUACGGGUGCACCGUCACUACUUUCGUCCUCAAAAGUAACAAUAGGUAUAGAAAUUGUUAUUUGUCAUACUACGCAGGCAGUACAUGUCAGCAAAUCUACUAAGUCAUGUGCGGGCCUCAUCAAACCAGUGGCGGAUCUAGGGGGUGGCCACCCCGGGCCCUGGGUCAGCCCUCCCCUGAAUCCGAAGCUAGUAUAGCACUUACAAAUUUUUCGUUUUAGAAUAUUCAGAAUAGUGUUAAUUUAUAAUAAGAUUGUGUUUAAUUUGGAAAAUGGUUCAGAUGAACAUUUUCAAACCACAACUCUAAAUUCAACCUAGAAAUUCUCGGCUCAAUGAUUUUCUUCUAAAGAAAAACAAUGAACCAAAUUUCUUAAAGUCUAAAACGUAAAAGAAAAAUAGAAAUAUGAGGUUUGUUCCCUCUAAAAAUUACUAGAGCAGCUGGUGAAAAUAGGGUUGGACACUCAAUACAAAUUGAUUAGUCAAUUGAUUUGUACAGUGUUGGCAUUGCUCGUUUCAACAACUAACCUUUUCAACAAUGAAACAUGUGAAAACUUAUUUGCGCAACAAGAUGAGCGAUGAAUUCUCGGUGAUUGCUUAACUAUUUCAUUUGAAAGAGAGUAUACUAUUGGUAUGGAUGUAGACUCCAUUAUUGAUGAAUUUGCUAUAUUAAAAUACGAUCGUGUAAAAUUGGCAUUAUAAAAAAAUUAGGAUUAUUUUCUUUUUAUGGUAUCUAAUUUUUUAAUAAAAUCCGGCCCAGUGCUCUAAUAUUUCCUGGAUCCGCCGCUACAUCAAACCCUUGGCCCACCAAAAUUUGGCCACUCCUCCUGGUCUUUUUUUGGUCAUACACUCAUCCUGCUCUUUAUCUUCUUGGAAACUAACCCCAAACCUCAUUCUCUCUUCUUCCCCGAAACAAUUUCCCGUGUCCUUCCCCUUUCAAGGUUUCCAGAAGGUGCGCCUCAGUUCAAUCUAGUAAUCAUGAUCCAUACCCAAUGGGCAUUUUCUUUUUCUGUGUGUUAAUUUAUACGUGUCUCUCUUUUCGGUUUUUUUCCCCAUUCAUUCAGUGCAAAAGGGGAGAAGGAUGUGGUUCAAAGUGCUCUAUUGCGGUAUCUGCCACUCCAAUCUCCACAUACUCAAGAACAAAUGGGGUACCUCCAUGCACCCACUAGUCCCCGACCACGAAAUCGUUUGUCUAGUCAUCGAAAUCGUUCAUGCCGCUGCUGCGAAAACUGCAUCACCGACCUCAAUAAUUACUUUACCAAACA